UGCACAGAUUGAUUGACAAGGCUGAUAUAUUGAUGUCUCUUGUACUUAUUAAGUGCAUCCGUUUUAGUAUGGUAAUGGUCAAAGUUAAUACCCUUUAUAUAGCAGCUGCUAAGUUGUGAGGAUGAAUCGGUAGGUUGGUUUCUUGAAACGAUUUUUAAUUGCCAUGAGAACAGUACAAUAGUGUCAUAGAACAAAAAAUAAUAAGCUGCAACCAUUUUUUCUGGUGAUCAUCCAAGAAUUUCAAAUGGCAUAUUUUGGUUUGUGAUGCUUUCUUGAUAAUGUUGGCUCUUUGAUUUCCAGCUUGGUUGCUCUUAUCUCAAAAGAUUCAAAAAACAAUUAUAUAAAAUGUCUGCUCCUCAUCGUCCACCACCACCUCCACCUUCCAGACCUGGUCAUGUUCAAGUCGUAAAAGCUGUUUAUCCAUAUGCCGCCCAGCGUGGUGAUGAGCUCUCCUUCGAGGAAGGAGAUCUUUUAUACAUACUUGAUAAGUCAGAUACAACAGGUUGGUGGAAAGCAAGAGUUGGUAACAAGACAGGUCUCAUUCCAAGCAACUAUGUUGCUGAUAAUACAGAAACCAUUGAUAAUCCGUUGCAUGAAGCUGCUAAGAGAGGAAACGUUAACUUCUUAAAUGAAUGUCUUAACAAUAAAGUUUCUGUAAACAGUCUAGACAAAUCUGGAUCUACAGCACUUCAUUGGGCUGCGUCUGGCGGACAUACAGAAUGCGCAAUAAUCCUUCUCAACGUACAAAAUACUUCUUUAAAUGUCCAGAACAAACUUGGUGAUACUGCUUUACACAACGCAGCAUGGAAAGGUCAUGUUGACAUUGUCCGAGCGCUACUUGAGAAAGGAGCGGUGAAAAACAUCAAAAAUAACGAUAAAAAGACUCCAUACGAUUUGGGACGAAAAGCAGAAGUAAAAGCUUUAUUGAAAGAAUCAUCCGUGUCGAAUGCUGGAGAGUAUGGUGUUGACGACGAGGAAGAUGAUGAAUAAAAAAAACAAUAGAACUAGAAGAACUCUCCAAAAAAGUUAACUAAAUUCAUUCAUGAAAAAAAAUUAGGAAAAUGAUUUAAAUAAAGAGUCAGUGAUGUACUUCUGGCCUUAAAACGUUCCGUUUUAGGGUUUCACGAUGAAGUAUUUUGUAAGUAGACUGUGUUCCGUUAAACACAUGUCUACUCUCUCCGCCACAGUGUUUGUGGAGUGUUUCUUUCUAUAAUUUAUUAUUUUUUUUAAUUAAUUUUUGCAUUUUCCUAUUUGUAUAUAUGUUUUACUUUUUGUUUAUAUACGCAUGCUCAAUUCGCAUUUCAUUAAGCUGUACGUUGUGUUAUUGCUGACUUCCCUCCAAGGCAAGCUUACUUUAGAUUUUUAUGAAGCGCUUUGUGCGUGACAAUUUAUUUUAAAUCAACAACUUUAUAUGCAUAAUUAAACCCCCUAAUUUUACGCCCGCCUUUUACUAGUGCUAUUUCUUAAAUGUUCACAACUAAACUCUAUUAUAAGACUUUUUUUAUUGCGUUGCAAAAACGAACGCCCUAGGGCGUAACAGAAGACCUUGCAGAGCUUACACAACUUGCACUUACGCAGUAUCUCCUGGUAAACAUUUUUGUAAAUUUGUUGUUCCUCAUACUGCGGUUUACACCGCAUAUUAAUUUAAGAAACCUUAUGAAAGGUCUUGCUCAAUUUUUUAAGGGCUGGGGACGAGGUGUGGACAGGUUUUUCGAUUAAGUUAAACAUAUAUUUUAUUUUUAAUGAGUUUUACAGGGUUGUGGCACCUGUAUCCUUUAUUUCUAGCCACUGUCCCCCCUUGAUCGUCAUGUCUAUAGUACUUUUGCAGAGCUGGUAAUUUUUUUAACGUUGGGUUUUAGGGUAUACUUUCGGUCAUCGUCACAUUACUUUGUAAUGUUUGUUCCUUUCGUUAGAUUUAGUUUUUUUUUAAUAUUUGAAUUUUUGGCGAUCUAGAACGAAAUUUGUUAGAAGUAAAUAUCAGCAGAUAUAUACAUAUAUUUCACGUUUUCUACCAAAUGUAUUUUUUCUGGAUUUUAAAAUUUAAUCCGGUUAGAGAAAUGAUCGGAACUUAUUGGAUUAAGUCUUUUUGGAAAAAUGUCCUGUAAAAUUCCUUUUAGAAGAAUAUUAUUCAUUUUGUGUUGA
Molecule: messenger RNA, 2142 nt
Organism: Hydractinia symbiolongicarpus
Lineage: Eukaryota; Metazoa; Cnidaria; Hydrozoa; Anthoathecata; Hydractiniidae
Product: osteoclast-stimulating factor 1-like
Exons: 12
Coding region: 346-990 (214 amino acids)
Biological process (GO): signal transduction
Molecular function (GO): protein binding
Source: RefSeq, a predicted model, not a curated record